AUGUCGUAUUCCCCAGAACUUUCUCCAAUCAACUAUUCCGAAGAGGACGAAGUAGAGAAGCCAUCAGCCAAGGCCACACCUACUAUCAAAUUGAAACUAAAACUGAACCCUUUACCAUCUGCUAGCACAGCAACAGCAACAACAACAACAACAACAACAGACAAGAAGAAGAAGCAUAAAAAGAAGCAUAAAAAGAAGCAUAAGCGAUCCAAACAAGCAGCAGCAGAUGACUCUGAUGGAGAAGAAUAUGCCGAACAACCUGAAGAGCACGUCUAUGUGGGUGGUAAACGACCCUUUGCCUCAUUACAACACGACCAGCAACCGAACGAUCAAGAUUAUUAUCAACAUCCUGAGGAAGAUUCCGAUACAGAGAGCUAUCAUCCAACAGAUACAGAGAAGCCAAGAUUAGGCAGCAGCGAUCGCAAUCGAUACGAUGCCUCUCCUACACCCUUGGAGUCAGUGGCAAGUGCUACACCUUCUCACCCCACCACCAUCUCUCACAAGAAGGGUAGACGUUCUUCUUCCAUGAAGCCCAAUGCAGGUGCUGCUGCUACUGCUGCUGCUAGUGGAGAGAAGCCUAAAAAGAGAGGUCGCCCUACAAACAAAGCGAAAGCUGCAGCCAUCAUCGCCGCCAUGCCUCCCAAAGUGCCUGAAGUACCCAAGAAAGACACGAAAUCCAUUCUCACCAAGUUACUAGACAACAUUCAAAAACGAGACGCGUAUGGCUUCUUUUUGGAACCUGUGGACCCAAAGCUGGUACCCGAUUAUCUAAAGGUGAUCAAAGUGCCUAUGGAUUUCUCCACGAUGCGCAAAAACAUUGAAGCAGGGAAAUACCAGACUGGAGAGGAUUUUCGUCAUGAUUUUGAGUUGAUCAUCUCCAACGCAAAAAUCUACAAUUCGCGAGAAACCAUCUACUGGAAGAGUGCAGACAAGCUACAUGAUUUCGGUAUGAAACUAAUUGAUCGUGCAGCAAAACAGAUUGAAGAAGAAAAGUUAAAUCAAGCUGCGCUUGCUGCAGAGGCCACUGCUAUCGCCAAAGCCAAUGCAACCGCUGUCAAAGCAUCUCCGGCAGCAGCAGCAGCAGCAAGUGAGGACACUGGCAGCAGUAGAAAAAUGUCCAUCUCAUUUUCAAAACGUAAAGAGUCAUUUGGCGUCAAGGAAGAGGAUGUGGAUAUCAUGGGCAUUGAUAGUAGCAUACCGGCACUGAGAAAACAGAGCAGACAAGGGUCAGAAAUACAUACAAGGGAAACUAGUGUGGAUAUUGCUAGCUCCCGCGCCAUGACACCUAUACGUUCAUUGACAUCGCCUUAUAAAAAGAAGAAGAAGAAGGUGGCAGACACGGGUGUUUUAUACGGCCCUGAUGGUUCAUUGCACACUGUGGGAGGAGUGUCUGAUCUGGAUACAUUACUGCCCAAGGAGCAUCCAUUCGCUGACCCGCCUCAGCUCACCAUUGCCAAUCCUGCAGCUUUACCAUCUGCUUUUUUCUUGAACCGACAUUCCACAGACGACUUUUUUCACAACAAGCAUUUGGUGCAUUCAGCUCAUUUCUGUGAUUACGGACCAUUCACUACAUUGGGCGGCCAGCCGCCAGGUGCCUUUUACACAGCAUUGGAUGCCUCUUAUAUUUAUCCCUUGUACGGUGAUGAUCGUGGUGAAGCUUAUAUGAAGAGUAUAUGGGACUUUUUAGACGAGGAUGACGAUGUAGAUCUGGUCAGUGAGAUUGAACAAAAGGCAAAUCAUUUGACUCGUGGUGCUUGGAGAGUGGUGCAGCAAACGAUGGAGAGAAGGAAUGAUAACCUCGAAAAGAAGGAUACGCCAUUAGAUCAGUAUGCUACCAUUGACACUGAAUUUGGCAAAGUGGAGGCAGCUGCUAUUGUAGAUAAGAUUGAAUCCAAACUGAAUCCGCCACCUCCUGCUGCUGCCCCUCAACAACAACAACAACCUACUACACCUACCGACCCUUCAUCUAACCCCGUUGUGCCUGCUCCAACUGCCGCUCCCUCUUCCACAUAA
Messenger RNA from Mucor velutinosus, 2013 nucleotides. RefSeq lists its product as uncharacterized. The record is from RefSeq and is a predicted model, not a curated record. The coding region runs from base 1 to 2013 and encodes 670 amino acids. The transcript is spliced from 3 exons. NCBI's taxonomy places the organism in Eukaryota, Fungi, Mucoromycota, Mucoromycetes, Mucorales, Mucoraceae. Gene Ontology annotation, molecular function: protein binding.